CGCUGAAGGCAACAGCCAUUUUUAGGCUUUGUGGGCACUUACAAAAAUUCAUAUAGAUCUAGAUCUACAGUCCUAGCUCUAGUCGACGUUUGUUUGUCUUACCUGAAUACUUUAAAAUGAUGCAAGGGCCAGCAAUUUCAAAGGUGGUUCAGAGACGAAAGUCAAAAAGGCAUGCUUCCAUACGUUCACAAAAAAAGGAUGUACAAAAUUCUGUACUUAACAAUCUUCAGAAGUCUUUGAUGCAAGGGCCAGCAAUUUCAAAGGUGGUUCAGAGACGAAAGUCAAAAAGGCAUGCUUCCAUACGUUCACAAAAAAAGGAUGUACAAAAUUCUGUACUUAACAAUCUUCAGAAGUCUUUGAUGCAAGGGCCAGCAAUUUCAAAGGUGGUUCAGAGACGAAAGUCAAAAAGGCAUGCUUCCAUACGUUCACAAAAAAAGGAUGUACAAAAUUCUGUACUUAACAAUCUUCAGAAGUCUUUGAUGCAAGGGCCAGCAAUUUCAAAGGUGGUUCAGAGACGAAAGUCAGAAAGGCGUGCUUCCAUACGUACACAAAAAAAGGAUGUACAAAAUGCUGUACUUAACAAUCUUCAGAAGUCUUUGCUCAAUCAAAAAUAUAUUACGGAGCAAAUACGGAAUUUGAACGUGUUUCUGUAUCAACUUCUACCUUUUCACGAUGAAGCAAUAGAUACAGUCAACUUGUUGAAAGAAAAACUUCUUUUUCUGUUGUAUUGUUUGAAAAAGUCUGUCCAUCAAAGAAAACAAGGCGAAAAUGGAUUGUCUGAUGAGCUUAAGAAAUUGUUUAAAGAUCUUCUAUUUCAGCCCAAUUUUGAUAAAUUGCCCAUUGUGAAAUAUGCAUCAGUUAAAUUUGAUGAGUCUCUGAUGGAAUUCAUUGGUGAUACCAUUUCUUUUAAAAACACAGUUCAUGUUAUGUGUGAGUUUUUAGGUUUAGCUCCAGAAUUGCGUGAUAAUUUUAAGAAAAUUGAAGAAGAAUUUCAGUACCACAUUCCCUAUGAAGGUUGGAUUAAAAAACUUUUUUAUGACAACUAUUGUGACUUAAGCAUUAAUGCAGAGGAAGAUCUAGCAUCAAGUUUAAUGAAAUUAGGAUACACUGAAGAGAAAUCAAACAUAAUAGCUAGCUUAGUACCCGAAGAUCUGCGCCAAGUACACUCUCCAUACUUUUGGGCUUUAAGGUAUUUGGACUACUCAUUUUACAAUGAAGGCCUGCUGUUGGAAAUACCAAAGUUCCAUUUCCAGUCUGAUAUGGUAAAUGAAUGGUUUAAACAAUAUUGUAGCUACGAUGAUGAUGGCAACAGCUGCAAAGAGGUAAAAAUGAUAAACUUGUCAAGUAAGAAGGUCGAGGAAGAAAAAGUCCUACCUUUACUUGUUGAAUCUGAGGACUGUGUAUUUCUUUAUCACGGAACAACUUACCAGAGUUGUCUUAACUUGAUUAGAAAUGGAAUUAAGCUAGGCAGAGGUAGCGCUAAUCAAGAUUUCUCAAGCAGAAAAGGAUUUUACUUGUCUGAAGAUCUGGAGGAAGCCAAGAGAUGGGGAAGUGCUGGGCGUGGGGACACUUAUGCUGUUUUAGUUUAUAAAGUGAGUCGAGACUUUAUGGAUGCUGAACAGCAACAUGGACUGAAUUUAACAGACUAUGAUCAGUGGAAUAGUGUUGUUAAAUAUUGUAGGAGUGGCUAUAAAGUUAAAUUAGAUUCUUCUAUAAGCCUAGAAAAUGUGUCUUUCAUUCGUGGACCAACAGCUGCUGGCAAAGCAUUCACAAACAGUCAUCUUGGCGGUAACUUUCAAAUGGGAGACUCUACUCAGAUAUGCAUCAGAGAUCAAAAGUUUGCAACAAAAUUUGGAGACUUUCACAAUGUAUUUUUUGCUCUUUUCUUCUAAGUAAGCAAAUGUUGUUUUUCCAUACAUAGGUUUCUUUUACGUAUGUACAAACCUAUACCAUACUGCUGUACCAAAAAUUUCUCUUUAAAAAAAUUAGAUCUUACACUUUUGACCUGUAACCUUAUUUAAAUAAAUUUGCAGAUUCAGAAGAAACAAAGACAAUACAAUAAUUUAUUAAUUCUAGGUUGACAUAUUAUCAAACAAAUUGUUAGAUACUAGUGUUAGGUGUAUUGUGUAAUUAUAACAUGUUAAGAGUAUAACUGGUUAUUUUUUUAAAAAAUACACUGUCAAAUUUAUUUCUUUUUUGGUCGUAGCAGUAGGCUGUUCAAUGUUUCAUGGAUAAAAUGCAUCUUGUUCAGGAAACCAAAGAGAUUGUUCGUAAAACAAAUCACUUUAUUUGAAGAAUAGGAGAUGGAUGCUUGGAAGCAUGAUAAAUUGAAAAUAUAUUUUAAAUAGAAUUCUUACAUCACUUUAAUGGUUUUACUUUUUUUUUAUUGUAGAAUUUAAAAUAAUUUCUCCUAAUAUGUAAUAAUAAUAAUUAAUCGAUGCACAUUGUGUUUAACUAGACCAAUUAUUUUAGAAAUAGUCAUUUUCAAAUAUUUGGAAUUUGGGGGAUCAUAAUCUCAACUUAAGUAUGAGGUCAUUUAGGUAAAUAGGGCUUUAUUUAAGGCUGUCCCGUGAAGGUGGGUCUAAUUGAAUGGACAAUACUACAUCAUAAUUUAUUACUGAUUAACCACUGGACCAAUUGCUUUGAGAUUCUAGAUACGAUACCUACACAUAUAAUGCUUGCUUUCUACACAAAAAUAAUGUUAAAUUUUACACGUGUGCAUGAGGGUGAGCCAAUUUAGGUUCACUAUACCUCUUCCUCCUAACAUGGUUCAAAUUGACCAAUAUACAAUUUAUAUAGCAAAAAAAUUUUCAGAAAGUGACGGCGAAAAUGUUACAAAUCUAUACAAGUCUCAAACAACUCCCUUUGGGCUAAACAUUUUGUGCUCCUUAAAUUUAUCCCUCCUUGGCUUGCUAAAGACAACAAUUUUAAACUUUCUUUUACAAAGCACAAUCUUUUUUUCAACAUUGUUGUCAUGUUUUAAUGAACCAUAUUCUGAAAAUCAAUGAUAUAGAGAAUAACUAAUGUAUCAAUCUGUGAUAACUUUUUACUGUACUUUGAACUAUUUUUUUGCUACUAAUCUGUGUCUUGUAUGCAUAUUGAUGCAAGAAUGAUGGACCCCAAAAAGGAAAGGCUGCAUAAUGAAAUCAUUAAAUUAUGACUCUUGCAAUAUGCCCCAAAUGGUCAAAGAAAGAGGUAGCUAAUGAUCACAAUUUACAAUAUUUUAGAAAUCACAUUUAAAUUAAAUUUGUAACUAAUGUUAAAAAUAUGUUAAAACUGUUGUUAUUGGGCAAAAAAAACCUUGUAAAAUCACUCACUGAGUGUUGGGCCCAACAGGUUAGAUCUAUUUGUCAAAUAUAUAGUUUAUUUCUCUUUACUGUGCAUUCUGUGCUAACUGAUAAAAAUUGUGAUUAAGUUUUCUUGCAAAUGAAAAAUUAAUUGGUUGUAAAAUACAAGUUUUUAUGUAAUUAGUAAUAAAACAGAUAGUAUUAGUUACCUCACAAGUUAAAGACAAGUACUAUGGACGUUUCGACCCAAGGUCUUCGUCAGCACACAACAGUGUGAUUACAGAUUAGACAAAUAAAGACAAACAGUAACACAUUUUUUGACUUAGCUCGACAGUGAAAACACGUCUUGUCUGCUAGCCACGAUAUCCAAAAGAAAAGACGCGUGAGAAGGACGCUUGGACACCGUAUAGGGGUGGGGUUGGG
This is a messenger RNA of Physella acuta, 3710 nucleotides long. RefSeq lists its product as uncharacterized. The record is from RefSeq and is a predicted model, not a curated record. NCBI's taxonomy places the organism in Eukaryota, Metazoa, Mollusca, Gastropoda, Physidae.